GCUUGCCCCGGCGCGGCGUGAAGCGGGUGCCCGGUCUGCCCCUGGCGUUGAGAGGGUGUCGCAGGAGCUGGGGAUUCCCACCCGUCCCAGCAUCUUCAGGGGGCUGUGCGCAAGUAACUAAACAGGCUCCUUGGGAGAAAGGAGCGGGAGAAAGGAGAAGCCUCUUCAUUUGGACUAAAAGUUGGAGAAUGAGAGGAGGACCUGAGAUAGCAUUCUGAGCUCAGGAGUAGAGAUUAGGUUCCAAAAUGGCAAUCAGAGCUCAUCUACCAAGGACUCCACAUCCCAGCAUCCUUGCAAUCAAUAAAAGGCCUGCUGGGAUAUGUGUUUUCCACUAAAUUACAAGUGUGCCAUCAUUAUGAGAAAGACUACCAUGGCUACUGGAGUCUUUCCUCAAAAUGAACAGUCAUAUUACACUUUGUGAUUAACAGUGGGUAUACUGCAAACAUGAAAGGAAAUUCAGAGCGUCCAGCACCAAAGUACACAAAAGUAGGAGAGCGUUUACGGCAUGUCAUCCCUGGACACAUGGCCUGCUCCAUGGCAUGUGGCGGCAGAGCCUGCAAGUAUGAAAAUCCAGCUCGCUGGAGUGAGCAGGAGCAAGCCAUCAAGGGGGUCUACUCCUCCUGGGUCACUGAUAACAUCCUGGCCAUGGCUCGCCCAUCCACGGAGCUCCUGGAGAAGUACUGCAUCAUCGAGCAGUUCCAGAGCCUUGGCAUAAGAACAGUAAUUAACCUGCAGCGCCCCGGUGAGCAUGCCAGCUGUGGGAACCCACUGGAACAAGAAAGUGGCUUCACUUACCUUCCUGAAGCUUUCAUGGAGGCUGGCAUUUAUUUCUACAAUUUUGGAUGGAAGGAUUAUGGUGUGGCGUCCCUUACCACCAUCUUAGAUAUGGUGAAGGUGAUGACAUUUGCCUUACAAGAAGGAAAAGUAGCUAUCCAUUGUCAUGCAGGGCUCGGUCGAACAGGUGUUUUAAUAGCAUGUUACUUAGUUUUUGCAACAAGAAUGACUGCUGACCAAGCAAUUGUGUUUGUUCGGACGAAGCGACCCAACUCCAUACAAACUAGAGGACAGCUUCUGUGCAUAAGGGAAUUUACUCAAUUUCUGAUUCCUCUUCGCAAUAUUUUCUCAUGUUGUGAUCCCAAAGCACAUGCUGUCACCUUAGCACAAUAUCUCAUUCGCCAGCGGCAUCUACUGCAUGGUUAUGAGGCACGACUUCUGAAAUAUGUGCCUAAAAUUAUCCACCUUGUUUGCAAAUUGCUAUUGGACUUGGCUGAGAACAGACCCCCAGUAAAGGAAGAAGUGGCAGAAGUUCCCGGCCUCUCUGCUGAAAUUGAAAAGACAGUUUCUGAAAUGGUGACGAGGCAGCUGGAUAAGGAACUGCUGAGGCAUAACAGUGACGCAUCUGAUGCUUGCACCCCCUCUGUGGUGGCAACAGAUUUUGAGACUCAGGAUAUGAUUCUUUCCAGCGAGCAAGAGUUUGACCCCCUCUGGAAGAGGCGGAAUGUUGAGUGCCUUCAACCCCUGACUUGCCUAAAAAGACGACUCAGCUACAGUGACUCAGACUUAAAGAGGGCUGAGUGGCUUCUGGAACAAGGGGGCACUCCAUGGACGGUACCCACCCAGCCCUUGCUUUGCCAUAACUCUGGGCAGCAGAAGCCCCUAAGCCCCUGCUACACCCUACAGUCUCCACAGGUAGAUUUAAGUAAGGAGGUGUUGGUCCGCAAUACAUUUUAUUUCUGGAAUCAGGGGAAAUUUGGAGACCUGGAAGGACUCAAAGAUGAUGGAUCACCAAUUUUCUACAGGAAGAAUAUUCUAAAGGAAUUCCAGCGGAGUAGAACCUUCUCUUCAGGUCUUUCAGGUUCAUACUAUCCUGAGGAACCAGUUAUACCCAACCUUGCAAAUAUCCAGAAGAAACCAAACCAUUCUCACCAGCAAGUACACCCCUCUCAGCGUGAGACUCAUGGUGAGGGCCCAGGCUCCAUUGCAGACGACAGUGAGACUCACCACAGCCCUGUGGACCGCAGCUCCAGUCCCAAAGCACAGUUCUCGGUCGCACCUGAAACCCAGGACAGCAAAGAUCUGUCUGAAGUUGUUACUCACACUGCCUUGCAGUCUGAAUUGAGUGUGGAAGCAAGGAGAAUCCUAGCAGCCAAAGCCCUGGCAAAUUUAAAUGAGUUUACAGAAAAGGAGGAAGUGAAAAGGAAGGUGGAAAUGUGGCAGAGAGAACUAAAUUCCCGAGACGGAGCUUGGGAAAGAAUAUGUGGCGAAAGGAACCCUUUCAUCCUGUGCAGUUUGAUGUGGUCUUGGGUGGAGCAGCUGAAGGAGCCCGUCAUAACCAAAGAGGAUGUGGACAUGUUGGUUGACAGACGCGCAGAUGCCGCAGAAGCGCUGUUUUUAUUAGAGAAGGGCCAGCACCAGACAAUUCUUUGCGUGUUGCAUUGCAUAGUAAGCCUGCAGAGCCUCCCCCAGGACGUGGAGGAAGCCGUCCUGGCCCACACCAUCAAAGCUUUCACCAAGGUUAAUUUUGAUUCUGAGAAUGGACCAAUAGUUUACAACACCCUGAAGAAAAUAUUUAAAAACACACUGGAAAAAAAGAGAAAAAUGACAAAAGAUGGCCCUACACCUGUCAUUUAGUGAAGCUGACUUCUGGUGAUUAUUUCAGGUCUGAAGGUCACUGGCAGUGUGGUCUGCUCUGUCUCCUGGCACUUUAUCUCAGAGGCUCUUGGCUUGUGUUAAGAAUGCUUGUUCCUGUUUGGAGCAAUUAUUUAUUUUCAAUAAUAUUCUUGAGCUACAUUUUUGUAUUGAAAAUUGCCAUAAAGUUGGUGCCACUUUUAUUUAUUUAACGGAAUUAAUAUUAUUGUAUUAAUAUUUCAAGCGUGUGGUAUUUACAUACUUAAUCUUUUUGACGUUGUGGGGAAGUUGUCACUCUUCUUUCCAAAACAGUUUUUUUGUCGACAGAACUCUUCCUAGAGUUUUUACCAAAUAGAAAUUUUAGGAAUGAAACAUCACUGCAUAUCCAACUCCUGAUACAUGACCUAAGGAAGUCACCAAGUGUCUUAAACUGCUUUAUAUUUGUUACUGAGAAGGUUAUGAUAGAUUUUUAAAGGAAUCUUGAAUUUUUUUGUUUUUUUCUUUUUUAUAUAAAUGAGGCAAAAAGUCUCAAAGUGUAUUAUUUUUCAAAAUGAUUUUGUUUUACAUUAAAGGGUCCAUUGUGAGAUGGUUGGGUUUUUGUUGUAGAGGGUAACUUGCCCUUUGUCAGGCUUCCAGAAGAGUUUGGUGGACAGGAGCAUUCUCAGCAGGUCAGGCCUUACCCCACUCCCCUGGGUGCGCUGAGCCACAUUACAUCUUUACAGAGGACUUGGGACCAGCGUUGACUCUGAGGGGCGCAGUUAGGGAGCAGGACACCACAGGAAGGAACCAGCUCUGUCGGGCUCUGUGUGGCCCUGCUGUCCUGCAAUAGCCACACCCAGAGGCAGUCUGCCCACACUGCUGUUGUGACAGCUAGAUUACACCCCCCACAGCUGCCAGCCCAUAGCGCCAUGGCCUCAGAGCCCUGUCUCUGGCUGCUUUUUUACUAUGAGAAUUGAGAUUUUUAAAUUGAAUUUGACCCAUGCAAGUUAUUUUGCCCCUGCUGCCUUUCGAUAAGAUUUAACUGCGUAAGCUAGUUCCUUGUAGACCAAACUAUCAAUCAGCUAUUGAAGCCAUAUGAAAAUGAAAAUAUGAAGCCAAUGAAAAUAUGUGAGGAACAGAGACCAAACCUCAAAGAGGACAGUUUUUCCCACUAAAAGUGACAUCAGUCAAACCAACUUCAAAUUGAAGAAACUUCUGUGUAAAGACGGAAUUUUAGGGGAAGCAAGAUGAAUUUACAGCAAAUGAAAUUUCUUCAAUGCCUACAUUUUGAUUCAUGCUCUGGCACAUCAAAAUUAUUUCUGUCAUUAUCAGUCUUACUAACUGUGCUGGCUAAGUACUAUUUUCUUCCACAUUGAAAUGUUUUAGGAAAUCAAAUCCAAUGAAUUUUAAUGAACUGGGUAACCAUUCCUGAAAUUUCUUUUUCAAGUGCCUAAUCCAGGAAAAAAAAGGGUAAAAAACAAUUAUACUUUAUCCAAAGGUACAUUAUAAAAAUAUAUUUUUUACCACAAAUGAUAUUGGUCCUCAUCUUGGCCAGCCCCACAUGGGCAGUGACCCUAUGGCUCAUUGGUCUAGUGACUGUUGGCAUCUGGAUGAAAUCAGUUACUUACUCGUGGUUUCAGAUGAGAGGACAGAUCCUAUACAAACAUGAUGUAACUAUGGUGGUGCCCGUCUAAACUCCAAGUGCACCUGCCCGAAAUAGAGAGAUGGUGGGAGAGAUUAAUCAGGCUGUAUACGGGUAUUGUGUUUAUUUGAAUAAAUGAAAAGAACAACUCAUAUCCCUUGUCAUCUUGUUCUUUGGCUUGCUCCUGAUGAGAAAGACAUAAUUUUCAUUAGAUUUCCCUGAUGGGCAAGCUAAGCUGUGGGUCAAAUCAUUAACUAGCCUAGCCAUGAUGGCCAUUGUUUCAGGAUGACAAGGCAGGGUACUGGAGUGGAGAGUUCUAGAGCAAUGGUGAGGAAGAUCUGAUGGCCAGUGAGACUCCUGCCUUCUCACCUCUCUUUGUGGCCCAGAGGAUACAAAUCUGCCUCUUGGCAGAUAUGACAAGGUGGCAACAUUAGAACCGCUUUCACCAGACUGAAGAGAAGGGUUAUUUACACUGAAGGACCUGGUCUCACUGACUCUGAACCCUGCUCUGAAGCCACAGUCUGUGGAGAUCUUAACCAGGUGAACUACCCAACAUGGAGCACCUAUCUGGGCUCAGAGGUCCCUUUAGUGCUAACCUCCACUGAGCAACUGAGCAACUUGCUAUCUUACUAUCCACAAUGGGAUGAAGUUUCUCUUACUUUCUAAAAUGAACAUUUACUAUUCAUAUGAUUGGUUGCUGCUUCAGACUAUUCCCUAGAUGGCUGAAAAAAUUUCCAGAGACAAUGUGUUGUAAACAAUGCAUGCCCCAAAUUCUCGAUAUCUGAAGGCCCCCAAAUUUGGAGAAUUGAUUAAAAAUGACAGCUUGCUCAUGAGAUCUUGGUGGUUCCACAUUCAUAAGUGUUAAUACAUUUUCAGCACAAAUCAAGAAUGAUGUUCCCUUUGCUGUUUUUUAUUUUUAUGAAUGUGGCCCAAGUUUAGCAGCCUACCUAAAGGAGCCCUUCUCCAAUGCUUGAUGGUUGAACAUUGUUUACAGAUAAAAUAACCAGAGAAAAAUCCUAUUAUGCAACGGCACAUUAUUUUUUAGCUAUGCUUUUAGGCGUGAGCUGAUCUCUGAUUAGCCUGACACAAUAAAACUGAUUUAUAAGUGCUCACAAAGGAGCCAUUCAGUAGUAGACUGUGCAAACCUUCAUUCUAAGCUAUCCAUUAAAACAUCCAGUCACUAAAAAUAGUGUUUCAAUAAGACUUCAAUAUCACAGAACCUUUGCACUGCAAGGAAAGGUUUCAUACAUCUACUACAACUUAUAUCAGUUAAUUCCCAGUGUCUUUCAAAACUCAACUGUCAUUCAAAACUCAUUGAACUCCUUGUUUUACCCCACAGCCCAAGAAAAUGGGAAGGUGUGGGCAAAAUUACAUCCACUCAAAAUUCAUAAGUUGAAUUCCUAGCCCCCAGCAUCUAAGAAUGUGACUGUAUUUAGUGAUAGGUCUUUAAAGGAAUGAUUAAAGUAAAAUGAGGUCAUUGGGGUGGACACUAACACUAGUGUCCUUAAGAGGUGACCAGGACACCGACAUGCAAAGAGGGCAGACCUUUGAGGACACAGGGAGGAGAAGGCCAGCCACACUUCAAAAGCCGAAGAGGACUUAGGAGGAACCAGCCUGCUCACACCUUGAUUUCAGACUUCCAGCCUCCGAGAACUUCGAGAAAGACAUGUCUGUUCUUUAAGCCACCCAGUCUGUGGUGUUUGUUAAGGAAGCCCUAAGAAUCUAACACAGGAGACAAAAUUCCCUGCUCUUCUCAGUGCCGCCACCAUACCUUGUGUGUUUGCCUUUUAAAACUUCACAUAAAUUGAAGAAUGUGCUGCGUGUUCUCCUGUGACUGGCAUUUUGGUUCAACCUCUCAACAUUUAUCUAUGCUGAUGUGUACUCUGCUGUGUGUGUCUCCACAGCAUUGUGUGGAUUCACCACCAUGUCGCCUCAACUCGUAACGGAUGUUGGGUGGCUCAUAUUGUACAUAAAUAUAAACACUUGUGCACAUGUGCAAGAUUCUGUAGGCUGUGUAGCCCAGAUUGGACUUCGUGGGCUGCAGAGAAGGCACAUGUCCAGUCUCCCAGGCAGUGGCAAUAUUUCUAGAAAUGAUUGCAUCGUUUAUACUCACUCACAGCAGUGGUGAUUGUGAGUUCCCAUUGCUCCGGUUCCUUGCCAACACUAUACUGUCUGACCUUGAUUUUCACCAGAUCCGCCUGGUAUGAGAAAGUGUCUCAACGUGGUAUCUUAUUCCAUGUUUGGGGCCAUUAGUGCAUCCUCUUCUCUCAAGUGCUUGUUUAUGUACAUACCUCUUAUAGGACUUUUAACACAUGCUGCUGUAUUUGUUGGUUUUCUUCCUUUUCAUUCGUGGACCUGCAACACCUAGUGUAAUACCUGGCACAAAGAAGGGACCCCUCAUGUGGAUAAGAGGAGGAGGGUAAGAAGAAAGGAAGAAAGUUCUGCUGUCACACUCCCACUUUAACUCCAAUGCAGAGAUUGGUUCUGACC
Messenger RNA from Talpa occidentalis (Iberian mole), 6739 nucleotides. RefSeq names its product protein tyrosine phosphatase domain containing 1 (gene PTPDC1). Bases 445 to 2631 code for a protein of 728 amino acids. Lineage: Eukaryota; Metazoa; Chordata; Mammalia; Eulipotyphla; Talpidae. Gene Ontology annotation, biological process: cilium assembly; protein dephosphorylation. The transcript is spliced from 11 exons. The record is from RefSeq and is a predicted model, not a curated record. Gene Ontology annotation, molecular function: protein tyrosine/serine/threonine phosphatase activity.